ACUGGCCAGUAAAGAAACUGCGUUGUUCGAUAUCUUAUCGAUAUGUUGCACAUAUCGCUGUCGUCAGUCCAUCGCUAAUAAUAAUCAAUAAACAGAGCCAUUUUUUGGACAGCAAAAUAGCAGCAGUUUUUGUAUAAAGUACAAAAAGAAAAAGUGUGUUUUGGUAAAGAGACGGUGAGUGAAACAUGUCCAACGAAAAAGUGGACGAGUGUGACAAAAAUCAAAAGGUCGAGCACACAAAGCAUACAACAAACGGGAAGGGAAGCAACGGUUCACCUGACGAUGACUCUGAAUCGGAUGAGUAUCAAUCGGCGGGCGAGGGCGACGAUGAUGACGAUACAACAACAGCAGCAACAGCAACAACAAAAACAACAGCAGCAACAAAAACAAAAAUAACACCUGCACCUAUACCUGCCCCCCUUGCAGAUGAUUGCGUUGAGUUUCCCAUGCAUCGCAGCGUUUUUGAGAAUGAUAUAAGGACGCUGCAGCGUCGCCUCCUCCUGGCUAGUGCCACAACAGAGGUGGCCGCCAAGGAUACGCACGGUAAUACGCCACUCCAUCUGGCCGUAAUGCUCGGCCGCAAUUGCUGUGUGCGUCUGCUGCUCGCGAACAAUGCGCCCGUCAAGGUGAAGAACAACGAGGGCUGGUCACCGUUGGCCGAGGCCAUCAGUUAUGGCCAUCGCCAGACGAUAACCCAAUUGCUACGCAUGCUCAAGUUGCAGUCGCGUGAGCACAUGGAGAGUCGACGCGAACGACUCGUGGAAGCACUGCGUCAAAUGCAAGACUUUUACAUGGAGUUCAAAUGGGAUUUUCAGUCGUGGCUGCCGCUCGUCUCACGCAUUCUGCCCUCGGACAUUUGUCGGCUGUAUAAGUGUGGGGCGUCGCUGCGUCUGGAUACCACAUUAGUUGACUUCAAUGAUAUGCGCUGGGAUCGGGGCGAUAUUUCGUUUCUAUUUCGCGGCGAGGCGCCACCAAAUGAAUCCCUCGUUCUGCUAGAUAAUGAGCAAUUGUGCUAUCAACGUCUGCGCUAUGAGGAAUCUGAUAUGGAGGAUGAGGUGGAUGUGCUCAUGUCCACCGAUAUCCUGGCCACCCAGAUGUCCACAAAGACCAUUCAGUUUGCACGUGCCCAGCGCGGCUGGCUGUUCCGGGCGAAUCGCAAGGAAUUAAUUGGAGGACAAUAUCAAUGCGAGAUCUAUACCAUACAGGGAUUGGUGCUCAAGCAACGCAAGCGGCGGGAGCACUUAUCUCACGAGGAUUUGCAAAAGAAUCGCGCCAUUGUCGAGACAAUCACCAAGGGUGGCAAUCAUUCAGAAUCAAAUCAUGCGGCAUCCACGCCAACAUCCGGCAGCACGCUGACAUUGCCGGAGUUGCCGCGUCGCAGCUCGUUGCAGCCGCCACCAACGACGAGUGUUACCUGGUCGGAAUAUAUUAGUGCACCAGUGGGCAAAUGCCCCCAGCUGGGACGCACUCCCGUCAACAAGCAAUCAAAUAAAACGCUGCGUGCCACAGUUGCGAUGAGCGCUGAUUUUCCACUUAGCGUCGAUAUGCUGCUGGAUGUGCUUGAGGUCGUGGCACCUUUGAAGCAUAUUAAUAAAUUGCGUGAUUUCGUCACCCUAAAACUGCCAACGGGCUUUCCCGUUAAGAUUGAGAUACCCGUAUUGCAUACGGUUACCGCCAAGGUGACAUUUCAGAAGUUUGAGUUUCGCGACAAUAUACCCGCUAAGCUGUUCGAGAUACCCGCCCACUAUUGGGAGGAUGUGCGACGCUUUCAGGAUUUAUGACCUAGCGAUGAAUCAUCAUCAUCCUCAUCAGCGGCCAAUACGCCGGGCGCCACUAAGCCGGUCGAUUUGAAUCGCAACAGCAGCCGCCGAACUCAGUCCAUUGCCGAAUUCGAUUGAGUCUGCCCCGAAUCCGCCCCCAUCUUCGCCACGCCACGCCACGCCCCUAUAUAAAUUCACAAAUGCGCCCAAAUGUCACCGAAAGAAAAUUGCAAUUUUCAAACAUAAAUCAUUUGAAAUUAGCGUGUCCACAGUUUAUGUAAGUUGCUUUAUUUUGCCUUGUUUUGUUUAAUUUUUCUUUUUAAAUUAUAAAGUGUAACGCUCUGAAAAUUGCAAUUUAAGACUAGAAUAGAGCGAAUUAAAUUUGUUAUGGACUUUUAACAAGAGGUUAAGCAAACAAUAACAAAAAAAGAAGAAACACGUGUCAUCAUUUAUUGACUCUAAACGCGGCUAAAGGAUUAUGCCUAAUCAUUGUCAGAAUGUAUAAAAAUUCAUUCUUUAUUUAGUCUUGCACCGGCUCUGAAUUCAAUUAUUGUGCGCACUUAACUUAAACAUUCGUCAUUUGUAUUUUUUUUUUUACAAUCCAAUUAUUAGUGACUCCUUCACUUUUUGUCAUUAUCUGCAGAAUGAAUCAGCUUAGAAAUAGAGAUUAAGCUGGUGGUCGUCGCUUAUCAGUUGGAACACACACAUUAGAAAUAUAUAAAACACUUUAAAAGCUUAUCUCAUCAAUUUUCCAUUAAACGCAAACACUCAAAAUCAAAAUGUAGCCAAUUUAAUGUUCAGUUGUUAAUGUUAAAACAUUUUUAAAAGCGACAUUCAACCAAGUUGUACGUAAUGUAAUUUAUUAUAUUUUGUAUGUAUUUAUUUUUGUUCUAUUUGUAUGUUUAGUGCAAUUUUAAAUUGAUUUUAAGGCCUAAAACAUGUACACAAAAAAAAAAAAGAAAAAGGAAAUAGAGAAUUCUUAUGCGAUAAGCUCUUUCCGUAAAUAGAUUCCACAAGAACUUUUUCAGUUCUUAAUAGUAUCACAAACAACAAAAAAUCAAAACAAAAAAAAAAAACAAUAUU
Drosophila grimshawi is the source of this 2843-nucleotide messenger RNA. Its product is annotated as ankyrin repeat domain-containing protein 13C. Gene Ontology annotation, cellular component: cytoplasm. The coding region runs from base 186 to 1781 and encodes 531 amino acids. Lineage: Eukaryota; Metazoa; Arthropoda; Insecta; Diptera; Drosophilidae. Gene Ontology annotation, molecular function: protein binding. The record is from RefSeq and is a predicted model, not a curated record. The transcript has a single exon.